Exophiala xenobiotica is the source of this 1517-nucleotide messenger RNA. Its product is annotated as casein kinase II subunit alpha. Gene Ontology annotation, cellular component: cytosol; nucleus; protein kinase CK2 complex. Gene Ontology annotation, molecular function: ATP binding; protein serine/threonine kinase activity. Gene Ontology annotation, biological process: regulation of transcription by RNA polymerase I; regulation of transcription by RNA polymerase III; DNA damage response. NCBI's taxonomy places the organism in Eukaryota, Fungi, Ascomycota, Eurotiomycetes, Chaetothyriales, Herpotrichiellaceae. The record is from RefSeq and is a predicted model, not a curated record. The transcript has 4 exons. Bases 178 to 1218 code for a protein of 346 amino acids.
GCAGAUCGAAAGGCUACCUCAUAACCCGUACCACAAUUACUUAUACCUAUUCAACUCUCCUUUGUUCCAUUCAGCAGAGGCUGCGCCUGGAAGCCUCAGUUACCUCGCACGGCUGCGCUCACUCCAAGCGCACGCCGACACUGUGCUGCCUCGCGUUUUCUGCCUGACCACCACCGCAUGAGAACACCCCACAAUCACUUCAUCGUCGCAGCCAUGGCGCGCGUCUACGCCGAUGUCAACGCUAACAUGCCUCGGUCUUACUGGGAUUACGACUCGGUAUCUAUCUCUUGGGGUAUUCUGGAAAAUUACGAAAUUGUGAGGAAAAUUGGAAGAGGGAAAUACUCGGAAGUCUUCGAAGGCAUUAAUGUUGCCAACUAUCAGAAAUGCGUCAUCAAAGUGCUAAAGCCGGUCAAGAAGAAGAAGAUAAAACGCGAGAUCAAGAUCCUACAGAACCUUUCCGGGGGCCCAAACAUCGUCGCACUUCUGGACGUGGUGCGGGACAGUCAGAGCAAGACACCCAGCCUGAUAUUUGAAAAUGUGGACAAUACCGACUUCAGGACCCUCUAUCCGCGAUUUGUCGACUACGACGUGCGGUAUUACAUUUUUGAAUUGCUCAAGGCGUUGGAUUUCUGCCACAGCAAGGGUAUCAUGCAUCGAGACGUCAAACCACACAAUGUGAUGAUCGACCAUGCAAAGAGAAAGCUGAGACUGAUUGAUUGGGGUUUGGCUGAAUUCUACCACCAAGGAACGGAGUACAAUGUCAGGGUCGCAUCACGAUACUUCAAGGGUCCCGAAUUGCUGGUUGACUUCCAGGAAUACGAUUACUCUCUCGACAUGUGGUCAUUAGGUGCCAUGUUUGCCUCCAUGAUCUUUCGCAAAGAGCCCUUCUUCCACGGCAACAGCAAUUCCGACCAACUGGUUAAAAUCGCAAAAGUGCUCGGUACAGAUGAUCUCUUCGAAUACCUUGACAAAUACGACAUUGAACUUGAUGCGCAAUACGACGACAUCCUGAGCAGAUUCCCUAAAAAGCCAUGGCAGAGCUUUGUCAACGCUGACAAUCAGCGGUUUGUCAGCCCAGAAGCCAUCGACUUCCUUGACAAGCUACUCAGAUACGAUCAUCAGGAACGACUCACAGCUCAAGAAGCUAUGGCGCAUCCUUACUUUGCACCAGUACGGAAUGCAGCAGCACAACAAAAUUCACAGAACCACGUUUCUUGACGCAAGCAGGGAUGAGCUAUUGCAAAUAUUCCGUCCACGAUCGUACAGACGAUCACUAUUCACACGGCCGGGUGUCUGUUAAGACCACGAGUAGGACGAAACGAGUGAUGAGAGAUGACAUCGCAGUGGCCGUGACUAUGAAGGUGGCAAGGCCCCCAAAGGGACCAAGGAGACACAGGUCGGGUAAUUGAGAGAGACAUGAGGGGACCGAAUCGAGCAUACAGACCAGGAUAGAGUGUGUUGCAGGUACUCGACUCAAUCGUGAUGCUACUAUUACUUUAAUCAAACAUAGAUCCGCC